CAUGGAAACAACAAUUGGCUUUUUGAUGUUAAUGUAAGGUUAGUGUUAUGUAUAAGUUAGCAGUGUGGUUAACGUUAGUUUUAAAAUCCGAUUUUAAGAAAAUAAAUUGUAGAAAUAGGCGGGGUUAUGACUUUGUGACUGUAAUAAUGACCAAUAAAAGCUUGGAGGUUUGCAUGAGCUUGUUGUUAGCAAGCUAAUCCCGUGAAUAACUGACGUGAGGCCAAUUUGUAACCUACGCGUUGUGUUUAUGGAUGUAGCUUGUUGUAAUUAAAGAAAUGGAGACCACACCGAAGACAACCAAAUCAAAACCUGUGUACGGCACACCCUGCUAUUCAAAAUCAAGCCCAUGUGAAUCCAGUAGUGUGCAAAAGGUAAGCCAAAACAGCAGAUGAGUUCUUCUCUAAAGGAACGACUGAAAAGAUCAAAACGUUCCUUCACCUCUCCUGUUUCCGUGGCCAAACGUCUUAACAUCGAUGAUGACCAACUACCCUCAACAGCAGACAAAGAGUCCGAGCAUGGUGCCAAAACAGACAGACAGAAGAAUACUGACAUCAACAGAAAUGAGAGAACGCCCAGUGAAUGUCCAGAGACCAGUGAGAGAACGCCCAGUGAAUGUCCAGAGACUAGAAGGGCUGGGGUCCCUGGCCCCAUGCCUGAAUCAGCUCAACCUACUCCUAUAGACUUGCUACAACUACGAGACCAAUUGAAGAGAGAGGUUAAAGAAGGGACCGAGAGACUACGGCGACUGAAGAUGGUUAAAAUGUACAGAAGCAAGAAUGACCUGACACAGUUGAGAGUUUUGAUUGACAAGUGGCGGAGUUGUAGUCAGGCUGCAUUGUAUGAGCUCCAGUCAGAUCUCCCCAUAGAUGGCAGGAAAGCCAGCAUCUCCCAGCUAAUUGACCUCUUUGGUGUAGAGGACAGCAUACUGCACUUUGACCGCACAGAAGAGGACUUCACCAAUGCAUAGACCCACAUGCCUUCUGUUCAUAUCGUCACAAAUAAUAUUAAUUGUUGAUCUCAAAUUUCCUGCCUCAGAUUUGCUGCCUUCGUUCAAUCUUAUGUACUGGAUGUUUUUCAACCUAAAUUUACUAUGAUCCACAAGUAAUUAGAGUGAAAAAAUAACAUUAAUUUGCCACUUCAUCAGUUUAAUUUCAUACUGUUACCUACCAUAGUAAUUUAUUUUAUUAGAGUUCUAUAUUUAAAGAUGAAAAUCAGUUUGUGACGUUUUGUUAAAAAAAUGUAAAUAAAGUGUUUCCUAAAUCUU
This is a messenger RNA of Salvelinus namaycush (lake trout), 1264 nucleotides long. It is a transcript of the gene sfr1, whose product is annotated as SWI5-dependent homologous recombination repair protein 1. The transcript is spliced from 3 exons. Gene Ontology annotation, biological process: double-strand break repair via homologous recombination; positive regulation of DNA-templated transcription. The coding region runs from base 389 to 967 and encodes 192 amino acids. Gene Ontology annotation, cellular component: Swi5-Sfr1 complex. Lineage: Eukaryota; Metazoa; Chordata; Actinopteri; Salmoniformes; Salmonidae. The record is from RefSeq and is a predicted model, not a curated record.